AAGAAGAAAAUCGCACCUAACAUUGCAGCAGAAAUUUCAAAUUAUCAUUCCACUUCCUUUAAAAGGAUGUCAAUUUACGACCGGAUCUUGGCGCUGGAGUACAAGUUGGACAUGGGACACAGUAGAUGACGCAUUGAUAGUGCUGGAUAAGAAGCAUGAUUAUGGGAUCGCGACUGGAUUUAAUGUUUCUACCAUGGACUAUCAAUCAUGUUCAGUGGAGUCCCUCCGUUACUGGGCGGAAGAUAUGAACUGGACGGAGGCGUCAUAUUUUUUCAGUUAUUCCAAACCAGUGAUGUUUAAAUUGAAUAAUAUGUGGCAUCUUUCAUGGGUGAGUGAUGUUUUUGUCGAAGUCUCUGAGAUUUCCAUAACAAAUUCAGAAUCAUGUCUGUUUGUGAUUUUGUUACAGAAAUGUUUCCUGGUUUGUCCUCCUUCGGGGAACAUGGCCAGGAAACAAUGUUUCCUGGUUUGUCCACCUUCGGGAAACAUGGCUAGGAAACAAUGUUUCCUGGUUUGCCCACCUUCGGGAGACCUGACUAGGAAACAAUGUUUGCUGGUUUGCCCACCUUUGGGAAACAUGGCUAGGAAACAAUGUCUCCUGGUUUGUCCACCUUUGAGAAACACGGCUAGGAAACAAUGUUUACUGGUUUGCCCACCUUUGGGAAACAUGGCUAGGAAACAAUGUUUCCUGGGAAACAAUGUUUCCUGGUUUGCUCACCUUUGGGAAAUAUGACUAGGAAACAAUGUCUCCGUUUUUGCCUACUUUGGAAAACCUCAAAUGUGACCAUGCAUGUUUUAUAGGGCCUAACUAGACUAACUAUUCUGUUUUUCUAGAAUGUUAAAAAUCUUGAGAAGAACGUAAGCAAGAGCUUCAAUGGAAAAAUUUUGAAGUUUCAAAUUGAGUGUGAAAAACCUGGCCCUCCUCAAAACGAAGACGAGGAAUUGGAAAUUACGUCAUGUUUCCCUGUUAAAGUAACUGGCGAAUUCAAUGGUAUAAUUAUAAAAUAACAUGUAUAUAACGCGUGCUCUGAUUGGUCGAAACCCGUGUUUGGAUCAAGCCAUCCAAACCCAGAAAUUUAAAGUGAAAUUUUAACACGGAAAGUUGUUAUUUUAUAAAACAAUUACUUUAUGGUUUCCGUGUUUGGAUGGCCUGAUCCAAACACUUGAGAAUGUUGCUCGAGUUAAGAAAACUGCGCAAAAUCACUCGCCUUCGGCUCGUGUUUUGUGCGCUUUUCUUAACUCUCGCAACAUUCCCGCGUGUUUGGAUCAGGCCGUCCAAACACGGAAACUAUAAAGUAAUUGUAUAAUAUGCGGCAGGCAGAUUAUCAGUCAAAGUGUAGCAUGUGUCUGACGGAUCAUUCUUCUUCUUAGGCUACGUUGUCACUGUACCUUUUAGCAACGCUAUUUUCAGAGGAAUUAUUGCAACAGAGAGAUGUUAUUUCACUCAGCUUCUGAAAGUUGUACAUUCAGUCCCUGACAGAUAGCUGCUUUUUCGCGCCGGAAUAGUGUAAACGUAGCCUACUGGGUUAACACAAGAUGAACGAUACAGGCAAAAUAGCUAAAAUAAAACUAUAUUGAUAAUGAUUCUCAUGAGAAGGGGAGGGGGGGGGGGCAAACACCCAGGACUGGAGUUUGCAAGGGUUGAACCAAAAUUCUUGUAUCUUUUGCAGUUACUUCGAAGUACUGGGAUUCACAGAACACAACAGGCGUUAAUACAGAAGCUCGGACAACAUCAAAAUCCAAUCAAGAUGCAUUACUGCUCUCCUUACUUAUUCCGCUCAGUUUGGUUGUGCUAAUAGCUGGUGUUCUUAUUGUUGUAUGUUAUAUCAGACGUAUGGCAUGUUUUGCAGAAAGGCAAGAUCCACAUCAUGUUGUACUGGAUGACGAUGUCGUACAAAAGAAGUUGAUUAAAAAUCCAGCCGAUGAAAGUACUGUGUAG
This is a messenger RNA of Paramuricea clavata, 1936 nucleotides long. Lineage: Eukaryota; Metazoa; Cnidaria; Anthozoa; Malacalcyonacea; Plexauridae. The record is from the annotation of a GenBank genome assembly.